GCUUCACACUUUCUUGAAAGGUUACGCUCCAUUUUUUCUUCUCUCCCAUCCUAUCAUUAGAAACACCAAAUUUUCAAUAAUAAAUAUACAGGAAUAGAUCAAAAGAGACCAAAAUUAAUCACAAAACUAUCUACAAGAGAGAGAGAGAGAGAUGGGCGGCAAUGGAAGCAUGAAGGCGGCGAUGGUGGAGGCGGCUCCUUGUGCCGCCAUGGUGUUGGUGGAGGGUUCGAUUAUAGGAUUGACGAUAAUGGCUAGCACCGCGAUGGCUAGAGGAAUGAGCCCUUUUGUGUUUGUAGUCUACACCAAUAUUCUUGGAUCAAUUCUCCUCCUCCCUUAUUGCUUCUUCUAUCAAAGAGAAAGAUCGGAAGAUGCGGUGUUUACCUUGAAGUUUAUGGUGCGAGUGUUCUUGCUUGGUUUGAUAGGGAUAACUAUAGCUCAGAAUCUAGCAUUUGUUGGAUUGAGUUACAGUUCUCCAAUAGUGGCUUGUGGAAUGGCAAACCAGAUUCCUGCUUUCUCUUUCAUUCUAGGAAUCAUCCUGAGGACAAUAAAAUUCGAUUGGAAAAGGUCAGGCAGCCAAGCAAGAGUAAUAGGCACCUUGAUAUCUUUCGCCGGAGCAAUUUCCGUCACUCUCUAUAGGGGGCCCACCAUCAGAAGCCACUCCUCCCCUUCUCUUUCGGCCGCGCCGCCGCGUCUAUUCGUGUUCUUAGCACCACAUGAAAACUGGGUUCUUGGCUGCGUGCUAUUUGCAGCUUCUUCUUUCACUCUUGCCAUUUGGAACAUCCUUCAGGUGGGAACAGUGAAAAUGUGCUCAAACGUUAUGAAAAUAAUCUCUUUUUAUAGCUUAUUUGGGACGAUGCAAUCAGCUGUGGUUGCCCUUUUCUUCGAGAAAAAUCCAAGUGCGUGGAGGCUCGACCUCAAUUUUGAACUCUUAGUCAUCGUGCUCACGGCAAUUUUCAGCAGUUUGAUACGUACAAAAGUAUUGAUAUGGUGCACGAGAUGGAAGGGCCCUUAUUUUGUGCCCGCAUUCAAACCAUUUGGAAUUCCGUAUGCAAGUACCUUCGGUUGUUUGCUCUUUGCCGACACUUUCCAUAUUGGGAGCAUGAUGGGAGCAUUCGUGUGUGGUAUGGGGUAUUACACCGUUUUAUGGGGAGAGAUCAAAGAGGGUGAAGCACAGCGGUUGGAUGAUAGACGCAAUGACUCAUCAACGGCCGAAAAGGUUCCUCUUCUUCAAGAUAAAGAUUCCGGCCAAGUAUGAGAACUUUUAUUCUUUUCCUUUAUUUGUGAAUUAAUUUUCGCAUAACUUUCUGUGAUUGGAUUGAGAAGGAUUAGUUUUUUAGGAUCCUCCAUAUUUUUAUAUGAAAUCCUUUUGUAUUGUUUUGUAUGUGUAUAAUAUCCUAUCGUAAGUCUUGUUGUAGUGCUUGAAAUUAAUUUUUCAAUCACAAGUUGUAUAUAGAGCUAUUGUAACAAAUCAGAUCGACUAUUUUACUUUUGAAUAAUAUACUAAAUCAUUGUGAGUUGCAAA
Molecule: messenger RNA, 1522 nt
Organism: Salvia splendens (bonfire salvia)
Lineage: Eukaryota; Viridiplantae; Streptophyta; Magnoliopsida; Lamiales; Lamiaceae
Product: WAT1-related protein At1g70260
Exons: 7
Coding region: 152-1255 (367 amino acids)
Cellular component (GO): membrane
Molecular function (GO): transmembrane transporter activity
Source: RefSeq, a predicted model, not a curated record